This is a messenger RNA of Haliotis rufescens (red abalone), 5999 nucleotides long. RefSeq lists its product as uncharacterized. The record is from RefSeq and is a predicted model, not a curated record. NCBI's taxonomy places the organism in Eukaryota, Metazoa, Mollusca, Gastropoda, Lepetellida, Haliotidae. The transcript has 5 exons. The coding region runs from base 104 to 4174 and encodes 1356 amino acids.
GGGAGAUAAUUUUGGACGCUGAUACAAGAAGAAGCGCGUAAUGUUUAACCUGCUGUUUUCAAGGGAAACGAACUCAAGGUGCUGCUGAACUUCAAGAUCAGUCAUGUACUCUAGGUCUAUAUAUGAAUAUGGUGGCAGGAACACACGAGAACAAGAUAGAAAUCCUCAAGCAAGAGCUGUUUGGGACAGUGAUGAGAAUCCUUCACAGUUCUCACAUGGCAGCAGGAGAGUGUCGGGCACUACAGACAGAUACGGAGAGGGAUCUAUGUUUGGUUUCAAGGGGAAGUCUCCAGCAGCUGCUACUUUAAACACCUGGGGGCAACCUGCAGUACAGAAGACUUCGGGAUGGAGACGAAGCACAGAUAGCAAUAAUGAUAACAUUUAUCAUGAUAUUCGGAGACAAUUUGGUCAGACUGAUGGAUUUGAUUCAAUAGACUCCUCUGCAGUGAUUGAUCGGAGCAGGUCUGGCAAUUUUGGUGAAAGAACAAGUCAUGGAUCUUCCUUCAGAGAUGACUCAUUUGGGUUAGAUCAAGGUGGAGAUUUUUUGUUACGCAGAGGUGACAAAGACAUAAAUAGGACAGGGACAAGUGGAAGUCGUAGGAGUCUGAUCACUGGCUUAGGGAUGGAGAAGGAAAGUAACAGGUUGACAGAAAGUAUGAGAUGGAUGGACGCUUCAGGCAUGGACACAGGCAACAGCAGAUUUGGUCGGGAAUCAAGAGGAGAUUUGACUACAAAUUCUGGAAUGGAAAAUCCAAGAAACAGAUUUGACAGGAAAUCUAGAGAUUUUACUACAAGAAGUUUGGCUUCAAGUUCUCCAAUGGAAACAGACAGAAGUAGAUAUGGUCUGGAAUCAGGAGGCUUGGCUAUGAGUUCUGAAUUGGAAAUUGACAGAGGUAGAUAUGGUCGUGAAUCAAGAGGUUUGGCUUUGAGUUCUGGAUUUGAAACCAACAGAAACAGAGUCCUUGAAAGUAGAAGUAACACAUUGUAUCCAAUGGAAACAGAAGGUAUGACAUUGAAUGAAGAUGGCAGAUACCGUGGAAAUCCAAACUAUCCCUCAAAUGUAAUCAGGGAACCUGAAAGUGACAUAUUCAGAGGACAUAGCACUAACACCUACUUUCCAAUGGAUACAGAAAGAGUGAGAUUGAGUGCAAGUCAAAGUUAUGCUACAAAUGCAAGUUUGGAGAAAGAAGGCAACAGAAUAACUAAAGGGUUUAGGCUUUCUUCUUGGGGACCAAGAAGCAGUGAGACAGAAAGCAUCGAUCGGAGAGAGAGUAAUACAGACCGUUACACUUCCAAUCCAAUUGCUGCAGACAGGAACAGGUUCAGAGAAAGUCGAAGAUAUCCUAUUGGUUUUAGAAGGAUGACUGAGGACAAUGAAAUCUCUGACAUUCAUAGAAGGUCAUCUGUUAGACCAUACACCGAGACAGGAAGCAACAGGUUCCAAGAGGGCAGUAGCAUAUCCUAUGCAAUGAAACCAGAAAGGACUCUGUUGAGUGAAGGUGGUAGAAAUUGGACACCCAGUCUGGUAGCUGAAAAUAGAAACAGAUCUGAGGUUAUAGACUAUUCUGCAAUUGCAAGGAUGGAUAUGGACAGCGAAAGAUUUGACAUUGGUUACAGACAACGUAUUGACAAACCAAGCACAGCAACCAGCAGCCAUAGAUUUGGGAUCGAUAGAUUUUCUCCUAAUUUAAGCGCUGAAUUUCAAAGAAUCAGAGGUUCUGCAAAUUCUAGAAAAGACAUGAGCCUGAAGCCGAGGGAGAGUCGAACAGGUUAUCCAACAAAAGCAAAAAAGCUAACACUAAGCAACAGGCGCAGUUUAAAUUCAAGAAGGCCAACAAGACCAAACGUGAGGACAGGUGGUAACAUAUUAAGGCAGAAGUACAAACUCGGCCAUGAAAUCAAGCAAGAGAACAGAAAUGUUGACACAGGAAUACAAGUCAGAAAAAGAAGAAGUAGCAUGCAUGCAGAGACAAGCAAUUCAAAUAAAACAAGAAGGCUGGACGUUCAACACACCAAAAGUAACACAGUCAGUGGCAAGGAGAAGACUCAAAGUAAACCAAGUGAUGGUAAACAAGAGCAGAGGGUUAAUGAGAAGACUUCAAAUACUGGAAAUCAACUCUGGAAGUUUAUUGCAUUAAAACUAGUUGUUAGAAACUUAGGUGAAGCAGAAAAGAAAAACUCCAUAUCUGCAAUGAACCUUGCCCUGAAGAGGAGUAAACUGGAUCUAAAGUUGGUUUUCCAUUGUACAGAGUUGGACAGGAUUCAGAACAAAUUGAGGUUCACAGGAACAUUGCACAUCGGUGAUGUCUUCCUAGCUAGAUCUGUGAGCAACAGCAGGAAGUUUGCGAGAGGUACAUGCUAUUCAAAGGCCAUGAAGGUCCUCAUGACUCAGCCAGCGGAAGAUAUUUUGAAACUGAAAGACAAAGGUACUGAGGAAUCCAUUGAUUCUUUCAAAAAUGUUGAAAGAAGCCAAAAGGAGACCUCCACUGAGGAAAUGGAAAGUCUUGACCUUUGUGAAAAGUUGAAGAAGCUGAUCAGCUUUAUGAAUGGUUCACAGAGGAAAGCUUGUAACCCUAUGGAUGAGUUGAACCAUGCAGUUGGUUCUUCUGUGUGUCAGCUACGUCGAGAAUACAAAGAAGAAUUGGUUGAGGUUCAAGAGGGAGUCACUUUUUGCAAGGGCACGCUCACUCUUGAUGGACUUCUGAUUGCUACUGUUACAGGGAAAGAACCAAAACAGGUCAAGCGUAGGACAUAUGGGAAAGCAGUAGAUUUUCUCAAGAAAAGCCCACUGUCAGUUGUCAUUGAUGGUGCUGCUGAAGAUAAGCACAGUUCCUUUCUUUCAGCACAUGAUGUCCUGUCACAGAAUCAUAUGAAGGCAAAUAUAAACACACAGCAGAAGCUUGCCAAGCUUAUCAACCUGGUUAAAAAGAUACCAGAUGAAAGUGACAUUGUUAACCAAUUGGGCCUUGCUAUCAGGAAAGCCGAUGUGCUUCUCACAUGUCUCUACAAGAGAGGUGAUAUUGUGGACCGCUUGAAAGUUUUCGAGUGUGAACUUUACCUAAACUGCAUAUAUAUCUGUACAGCUGAAGGCCACAGGAUUCAGGAGGCAGGAAUCAAUGCUUACAGAGAAGCAUUUACUGUACUUUCAAACAGUUCAUCAGACACCAUCUUCAAUGAUUUCAAGCAGGUGACUUCUCAAGAUGUACAGGGAGUUAUUGAAGUUAGUGAGGAUUUUGAAGGCAAAAGAAUUUUGAAAUGUUUUAAUUCAAAUCUAUUGAGGAGCAUGGGGCUCAAGAGUGGUAUACGGUUUGAACCUGUGCCAGACUACAGAGAAUUUCCAAGAGAUUGGCAGAGCAUGAUUGUUAUGGAGCAGGACGCAAUGUCAUCAGACCGCUUGAAUAGAGCAUAUGACAUUCUUUUCGAAACUGCUACCAAGAACUUUACCUCAAUGUUUCGGAAGAUUGGGUCAAAAGGAAGCGUUCGCAAGUGUGAACUAUUCCUACAAGGUGAGAAGCUCGCAGCGGCCAGUGGCAGAAAUAAUGGUGAAGCUUCUGCAAAGGCAGCAGCCAAAAUCCUCUUCAAGUUGUACGAGAAUCAACCAACAAUCAAGCUGCUGUCCGAAGGGGAUUAUUCAAGGUCCUGCCACACCUACGAGUCAAUCAAAGAAAAGGCAGAUAAGAUGAAGGCUGAGAGUGAGGACUCGGGGACAGAUGACUUCAUCAUUCUCCCGUGGACACAACAAAAUAACCAGGAAGAACUCAUGGAGGAAGAAGACAGUUUUAUAGGGGAUAGUGAUGCACCAUCCUUGACACUACCAGUCAACAAGUGGGUGAAACAGGUGGUAGAGGUGAUGAUCGAGGACUUUGCAGAAACAGAAAGUUUGGAGGAACUCGUCUUUGGUCCUGGGUUUCCUUUGGGAGAUCAAAAGCAGAUCAAGAUUACUGCUACAAAGCAUCAUGUUUAUAGCGUUUACAGGAAAGCACCAGAUAAAGAUAAGACCGUCAGUGUUUUUCAGAAACAUUCACCCGAGAAAAUGCUGGAAAUAUUGGAGGCAAAUGAUGGUGCAUGUGGAAAGUAUGUUCUUGUACCAAAGAAAGAUCUUCCAAGAUUAGCAGAUCUGGAGGCAGAUAAUUUUGGAAUCAGCAUGGCCCUGCAAGAAAGUCAUUUUAAAUAAUUUCGUGGUAAUCCAUCUGAACAGACAACAAUACUAAAACAUUGAUUUACAAAUAUCCACCAAACACUUCUCUUUCACCCUUAUUUUACACUUCAGUUGUUGAGUGUAAUCAGAUAUUAGCUGUACAUUUCCUGGCAUCCACAUGUCACUGAUCAGGUGCUAUUUUCAUCGACAAUGAAAGUGUUCAUGUGAUCACCUUCCAAACAAGGUAUGUUCACUAAUUACAAGAUUUCACUCGCAGAGUCGUUUUCCAUUAAAUCUGUCAUUAAUUGGCUGUUUUUGUGAAUACGUUUCAGGAAUUAUGCGGAGUUUUCAUCUGCAACAAGCAUACCGUAUGUACAUAUUUGAAUUUCAAUAUUGAAACUGAGCAUGUUUUGUUGCUGCGUUCUUUGGUGACAUUGUUGACUAUACAACUAACAUACUUAUGUGAAGGUAUAUAUACCGCCUGCUUAGGGCUUGGAUGGGUGACUCGGGCACUCAAAUCGGAUAGGUAUACUGAGUAGGACCCGGGUACCAACAUGAUACAUUGUUUAAUGACAAAGUUUCACUGUGACUCUGUGGUUACACUACAGGUUAGGGCUGGGACGAGUCCAAAUUUACUACUUGGGUUCCAACCCCGCUAUAACCCGACCCUACCCGGGUACCCGCUACAGGUCUCAAGAGUUUGGUACAAAAUGUCCGAUUGGAAAUAGUUUGAGCGUAGCCCUGGUAAAAUUAAUUUAAUAUAUGAAUAAAACGAUCUGGUCAUGCAUACACUGAAGUUGACUGAAGUGUUAUUUUUUUUUCAAACCUAUAAAUGUCACAAGCAAUAGUGCUUAUUCAGAAAGAAAUGCAAACAUUAGUAACUUGUACUGUAACCUAGAUAUUUUUAAUCAUUACACAAUAUAUCACAUGACUUACCACGGGUCCGGGUAGUCCUGUGGGUACCUGGGUUCUACUCAGUACCCACCCGACCCAAGUACCCGAGUUGCCCGUCCUAGCCCUGCUACAGGUCACUAAUGUUCGCAUUUAUUUCUUACUUUGUUUGAAUAAAAACAAAGCUUCUGUCAACUUCAGUGUAUGCAUGACCAGAUCUUUUUAGACAUGUAUCUAAAAACUUUUUGCCCAGGGUUCCAAUAAAACAAUUCCCAAUCCCACUUUUGUCCCCAUCUCUUCAGACUGACAGGGGUAGUGUCGGGUAAUAGGGGUCGAGUACCUGGGCAGUAAAUUUGGGCUCGUUCCAACCCAACUUAUGAUGUAAUGUGAAAGGACUUUUUACAUGAAACAAAUUAAUUUUUAUAUUAUGAAGUCAAUAUGUCUUGUAAAUACUUAAAAAAUAAUUUUGGCAACAUAUUUAACAUGUUUAAGAAUAAUAUUUUGUUAAAACCACAUGGCUCAGGUUUAAAAACUUUGUGUGAAUGUAAUGGCCAAGUUUAUUCAGGGCAUCACUAUUUGCCGUCAAGAUCCUCAUCCUACCUUUUUUGACUCACUACAGAUACAUGUACAAUUCUAAGGUUGAAGUGUCAUACAAGUAUUACCUCAUUACUUGUAAAGAUUCAGGUUAGAAUAUGUCUUCAGCAACCCAUGCUUGCCGUAAAAGGUGAUUUACGGGAUUGGGUGAUCAGGUUUGCUGACUUGGUUGAUGCAUGUCAUCAUAUCCCAGUUGUGUGGAUCGAUGCUCAUGAUAUCAAUCACUGGAUUGUCCAGUUCAGAUUUGACCACGGUAAUUACAGACCACCGUCAUUUAACAAACAAACCAAACAAAAUUACUUCAUUAGUUAGGUUGGUCUUCAGCAACCCAUGCUUGCCUUAAAAGGCGACUAUGCUUGUCGUAAGAGGCGACUAA